UAUAGCUCAUUCUGUAUUUGACCUUUUGACGUCACGAGAUCAACUGACUGGGGUCAGGAAAGUUGUAUGGCGUUUACAAAGGGUAAAGGAAUACACAUUCAUUGAUACACAUGUAGUGCAUAGGAAUAGAUAGAAAAUACAGGAGGAGAAAUAAAGAAAGUUAAAAGUUGACCUCAGGCCUGCAUUGAGGUAAAGACGUAAGCCCAACAUUUGUCACGUGCACAGAGAAUGAGCUAUUUUAGUUAUGUGGGCAAAUUAUUUUCAAACGUCAAAGGUUUCUACCAGGAAAUCAAUGCAGCAACACUUACCGGAGCUAUUGAUACUAUUAUAAUCCAACAAGAAGAUGGUUCAUACAAAUCGUCUCCAUUUCACGUGCGCUUCGGCAAGCUUGGAGUCCUACGUUCUCGAGAGAAAGUGGUUGAUAUUGAGAUUAAUGGAGAGCCGGUGGAUAUACAGAUGAAGCUGGGAGAACGGGGAGAGGCAUUCUUCGUCGAGGAACAUGAAGAUCCAGAGCAGGAGCUUUCCCCGCAUCUGGCCACCUCCCCACUACAGUAUGACUCUGAUAUCAUGGAACGAGGGGUUAAAAUGCUGCGCGAGCAGUGUGAAAAUGCUACUGAAGACUUGGAGGUCAGUAAUCAAGAUGUCAAGGUUGAAAACGAGUUGAAGGUCAAGUUUGUAAUGGGGUCAGACACACCAAAAGACCACAGUAGUGAGGAUAUGCCUAAUUCUAGACAACAUUUAGAUUCUGCAAAGAGUGAAUCAACUGUUAAAAGUGAACAUUCCAGAGACGCUGAUUUAGACAUUAAGGAAGUAAAAGAAGAAAAUGAACACAACAAAAGUAAACGAAAAAGACGGAAAAGAAAGAAAAAUAAACAUAAAGUAGACAGUGCAAACAAUAAUCAUGUAACACCCGGUGAAAAUGAAGAAGAAAUUUUUGAAUUGGAAGAUGUUUCCACUGAUGACGAACUACGUAUAUUGACUAAAAACAUGACAUGUGGGUCAAUGUCUAAAUCAAUCAGUUUACCAGCUGUGGAAGAGAGCAAGUUUGAUAGAACAAACGAGUGGGCAAGUGCUCAUGAAGUGUUUGGUUAUCUGAAUUCACAUCCUUUUAGCGACACAGAUCUGUCUCCGUUAGCAAGUCCCAAUAGUAGCCGCCCACAUUCCCCGAAAAGUGACACAGAGGUAGACCGUCAGAAAUCUCUGGAACAAAACCGGUUACUAGAGUCUGAGGAGGAUGAUACGAUGUGGGAGUGGGGGGCUAUGCCACGCCGAUCUGUUACUGAGGACAACAUCAAGACAUUGGUACAUCAAACAAGUGAUCCAGAUGACAAGAACAAAGGAUCUGGUGGGCUGUUCCAGUUUAUGAGAAAGACGAAGAAUUUUCGACAUAAACCAGAGGAAGAGGGAAUCUAUCUUGAUGAUCUUAAUAUAAAAGACAUGGAUGAAGAGACGGCUAAACUAUACUUUCCUAAAAGGUUUUCCAACACACAUUUCAAGGCAAUAGAGAAAGAUGAAGACGUAGAGUCAGGUCGUGGAGCGUCACUACCACAGUCUCCUCACUCUGUAGAGGGCGCUAUUGGUGGACCUAAUGUCCUCGUAUCAGAAAUCAAAUCCCUCGGCACAUAUUCUCUAUCCCUGUGUGGCGGAUUGUCUGAAGCCGAGGGUGUAACUCUCGGGAAGUUUAUGUCGAUGAUUGUAACAUUCGAUGACUUGUCAGCGAACCCUGCUAUGUUGUCAAAUCCAGAUCUGGUAGUGAAGAUAGAGGAUAAUUAUUACAACUGGCAGACAGCAGCUCCUAUUAUACUAUCACAAGUGGCUUUCCAGAAAGACCUAUCUGAGGAAGUUGUAAAAAGUCUAGUAUCUCAGCACAUGCCUAAAAAGAAGGAAAAGAAGGGAAGUUACUCUUGGUUCUCAUGGCGGCGGGCUGCCACAGAUCCCACAACUUCAGUACAGUCCCCUGUCCAUGUUACCUUGACCACAUCUGAGUCAGAAAUCACCGGACCUAAAUCUGAGGGUGAUUCUGCGGUGAAUGUAACAAGUGUGGAAAGUGUUCCGUCUUGUCAAUCUAGUAUCACAGAGAGCCCGAAGAAAGUGAAACAAGUUGAUAGAUUAACAGUAGAGAGAGAUCAUUCGUCUUCAGAAGGGGAUACUGAAGGCUCUGAUAGAACUGAACCUUUGAAAAUGAAACGGCAGUUACAUAAAACUAGAAAAGUCUUUAAAAAAUCACUGAGAUUAUCCUCUGACCAAAUGAAACAGUUGAACCUUAGACCUGGACAGAAUGAGGUCACAUACUCUGUGACGACACAGUAUCAGGGCACUAAAAGAUGUCACUCGCACAUUUACCUGUGGAAAUACAAUGAUAAAAUUAUUGUUUCAGAUAUAGACGGAACUAUUACUAAAUCUGAUGUACUCGGUCAAAUAUUGCCAGUUGUUGGGAGAGACUGGUCUCAGUCGGGCGUGGCUCAACUCUACAGCAGUAUUGCCGGUAAUGGAUACAAGUUUCUCUACCUCUCUGCCAGGGCUAUUGGCCAAUCAAAACUCACCAAAGAUUUACUGCAGAAUAUAAAACAAGGGGAGAUGACUCUACCAGAAGGUCCCCUUCUUCUAUCACCCACCUCACUUAUCAGUGCUUUCCAUAAAGAAGUGAUAGAGCGUAAACCAGAAGAGUUCAAGAUAAGUUGUCUAUCUGAUGUUGCCUCGCUAUUCCCCGAGAAGUAUAAUCCCUUCUACGCCGGAUUUGGCAAUAAAGUCAACGAUGUGUAUGCGUACAAGGCAAUCCACAUUCCUAUUUCCCGAAUCUUCACUAUCAACCCAUACGGUGAAAUCAAGCAUGAAUUAUCAUACACCUUUCAAACCUCAUAUACCAAACUUACAGAUGUUGCGGACCAUUUCUUCCCUCCCCUCCACAAAAUACCUUGUAGCAGAGCCAGUGAGUUUAGUCACGUUCAGUACUGGCGGGAACCUCUACCGGAAGUCUCGCCAUUUGAAGUCGAUGAUGUUUUAUCUGGUAAAACAGCGAAACAGCAGGAACAAGAAAACAGCUGACGGUUUUCGCACAUGAACGCUCGACAGCAACUCAAGGGUAGACCAAGAACUCGCCAUUACAGUACACCACCAGAAUAUGAAAUCUUGUCUUCCAGCUGGUCAUCAUCGUCGAAGUCUCGUACGAACGUUCUUCCUAGUCACAACAGCAUUGACAUUAACGUUGACUUGGAGUCGGACGGAGAUAACUUUGACGAUAUCGGAAUGGAAAGCAAUCUUUCAGCAAAUAACUCCAGAAAAACAAAAUCCAUAUGGUUCCGACCAUUUAUGGUGAACAAUAUGUUUAUGUAAGUUAUUGUUUUUAGGGAAAGGAAAGAAAAGUCAAACGAGAUAGUAUUUAAUGAAAAUAUUGGAAUACAUAAUGAUAAAUUUGAGCUAUUUAACAUAAAAUUUUUACUGAUUUGAUUAUUUUUCAUUAAUUAAAUUAUUCCCUUCUUUUCAAGUUAAAAGGUUGUGAUCAAUGCCUUUAUUUUGUAUUAACUUGUAUUAAUGUAAUAAUUUCAGCUUCUUUUCUAGUCUUUAGAUUAUCAAAAGAUAAGUUAUUUGCGAUAUAGAUAUUGUGUACAAAUGUUAAAUCCCUGAGUUGUUUUAUUUUUAUUUGCAAAAUGAGUUGAGUGUUCAUGUUAGUUA
Molecule: messenger RNA, 3672 nt
Organism: Ruditapes philippinarum (Manila clam)
Lineage: Eukaryota; Metazoa; Mollusca; Bivalvia; Venerida; Veneridae
Product: phosphatidate phosphatase LPIN3-like
Exons: 15
Coding region: 229-3045 (938 amino acids)
Biological process (GO): cellular response to insulin stimulus; triglyceride biosynthetic process; fatty acid catabolic process
Cellular component (GO): nucleus
Molecular function (GO): phosphatidate phosphatase activity; transcription coactivator activity
Source: RefSeq, a predicted model, not a curated record